AUGGAGCUCGCAGUUAUGGAAAAUUCUGAAGCUCUUUUCGAAUCUAAUUCUGGAAUUUUAAGUACAUUGAUGUCAGAACUGAAUAAGGAAGUAAGUCUUUUUGUUGAAGGGUCAGAAUCUAUGUUAAUGAUGAAGGAAGUUAAAAAUGAAGACGAAGCUUAUGAUUUGUAUAAUGAAUAUGCUUUUAGUAAAGGUUUUGGUAUUAGGGUUGGGAAAGGUCGGAAGCGUCAAAACAGUGAAUUUUAUACUAUGAAACGGUUCUUGUGUAGCUGCGAAGGGGUUAAAGAUGAAAAAAGGAAGAGAACAAGGUCUUAUGCUAGAUUGGAUACGCGUACUGGGUGUACUGCUUUUGUUCAGUUUUCUAUUGGUAAAGAUGGUGUAUGGACGGUUGUGAAUCAUAAUAUGAUUCAUAAUCAUGCUAUGGUUCCUCUAAAUUAUGAAUAUAGUAGUUGA
Messenger RNA from Spinacia oleracea (spinach), 453 nucleotides. RefSeq names its product protein FAR1-RELATED SEQUENCE 8-like. The record is from RefSeq and is a predicted model, not a curated record. NCBI's taxonomy places the organism in Eukaryota, Viridiplantae, Streptophyta, Magnoliopsida, Caryophyllales, Amaranthaceae. Bases 1 to 453 code for a protein of 150 amino acids. The transcript has 2 exons.